This is a messenger RNA of Chondrus crispus (carragheen), 4261 nucleotides long. Its product is annotated as Serine/threonine protein kinase. The transcript has 2 exons. Gene Ontology annotation, biological process: protein phosphorylation. NCBI's taxonomy places the organism in Eukaryota, Rhodophyta, Florideophyceae, Gigartinales, Gigartinaceae. Gene Ontology annotation, molecular function: ATP binding; protein kinase activity. The coding region runs from base 1 to 3627 and encodes 1208 amino acids. The record is from RefSeq and is a predicted model, not a curated record.
AUGGCCUCUACCCACCCCUAUCCGUUAUACGUCCGCCCGCAACGCCUGCCACCAAGCGACAAAUGUGUCCGCGUCGGUCCUUACAUCCUCACCGAAACAAUCGGUUCAGGUGCCACCAGCAAAGUUAAGAUUGCCGUCCAUCAGGGCACCGAUGACCGCUAUGCCUGCAAGAUAAUGGACAAGCGAGACGUUCGCGAAAACACAAACAGUCGCCAGGUCCGCAAAGAAGUCAGCGCCAUGCGAUGUCUUGAUCACGAUAACGUUGUUUCCUUGAAAUCCGUCCUCACCACCUCAUCCAAGAUCUAUAUCAUCAUGGAGCUCGUCGAGGGAAGCGAGCUGUUCAAUGAAAUUCGAGCAUACACAAAACUCUCAGAACCUUAUGCGCGACACUUUUUCAAACAGCUCAUCGACGGACUCCAGCAUUGCCAUCAACAAGGCGUCUGCCAUCGCGACCUUAAACCAGAAAACCUCAUGAUCACUGACGACAAAAUCCUCAAGAUUACUGACUUCGGCCUCUGCAACCUCAAAAGAGGCGGUCCAAAUGGCGCUGGUGGUGGCACCGGCUUUAUGAAUUCCGUCACUUCCUCCCUGUUUAUGCGCACGCAAUGCGGCACGCCAAACUUUGUUGCCCCCGAAAUCGUCUGCUUGGACGACGAGCAUUCUCCCGGCACAUACUCCGGCUCCAAGGUUGAUAUUUGGGCCUGCGGCGUCAUUUUGUUUAACCUUGUAGCUGGCCAUCUUCCUUUUAAUUCCGCGCAGACAGAAGACCUCUUUCACGACAUUGUCAACGGCAAUGUCCCGUAUCCAGAUUGGUUUUCCGCCAGUCUAGUUGACCUUAUCGGAAAUAUGCUCGAGGUUGACCCCAAGGAGAGAUACACAUUGAAGCAAAUUCGUGCGCACGAAUGGUUUAACGAACAAUCCUACUCCUUUAACUCAACACCCCCCGUGAUUGACACAUCAGGAGAGAACCCGGCCCAUAGGUUUCUUUCCACUGCCGUGCUUACAAGAGAAUCAGAAUCCCUGACACCAGUAAUGCACAGAAACCCACAGAGCCGAAGUAUGCAUGCACUGCAGCAAGGAAUUGCAUAUCCUGGGCAGGACUACCAUACCCCUCAUAUGCCUCACACACAGCCGAUUGGCACGGUGGAGACACGUCCUGUUUCCUUGAAGCACCGGACUGUAGACAGCUUGGAUUUCGGCGAUCGCGUUAACACUGCGGAAGGUGAUCUACUGGCUGCAUAUUCGUCUCAGUUUACCGCAUCAGACGCGGGCCAGCAGGCUGCCCCUCAAACACGUGGACUUGAGAGUACCCGCCAAAACUUGGGUUCCGGGAUGAACGUGGCGAGUUCCACCACGCCAGCAAGCGGCAACACAUACCCUCUCGAAAGGGAAGAGAACACAAGCAAUGCAACGUCUAUGACGGGCGACCAUAGUGAAGAAUAUGAAUCUGAAGAGUUAGAGGACUACGAAGUCUACCAUUGUUCACAUCUUCGACAAGUAAGGUUUGCCUCACCGGAUACGAGCCUGACUAGAUCCCUGAGACGCGCCAAGUCUUCACCUAAUGUCGCAAAUGGACUUGGCGUCGUAAAUGACAUGUCGAAUGAAGGAUCCUUACCGGAAACCAAGAGUAUGGGCUUCACGCAAGGGUAUGCACGUGAUCUUGAGAAACAGCAACUUUGGAAUAAUGCGUUCGGCCAACACGCACUUAAAGAGGAAGGCGUCCAGCAGCCAAGAGUGAAACGGUCCAGCUCACAUGAACACAUCGUAAAUCCAAGAGACAGUAGGAGACCGAGUUGGAAUGCUAUAGCAUAUGCAGGGGGACACGUGAAUACAUUUAUGUCUGAUACAGGUGAGUCUAUCCCGAGUCCAUAUAGAUCCUCCGUACUGCGUUCGUGGCAAUCUCUUAACGUUGGGGGUCAGAAUGCCGCGCCAAUCGGAACGCAUGUGGGGCAAGAGCCGUAUUCCGAGUUAGGCAGUGGUAACGAUGCGUGCAGGGAAGAUUACAGCAGAGAAUGGUUAAGAAGCGAAGCAGAGAAGGUUCAAUGUAACAGAACGGCAAGGGAUUUUGACCUGGUACCGGACAGUGAAGAAUUCAAUAUGGAGAGCUGGCAGCUGAAUCAGAUCUGGACGACUAGUCUGCAAGCAGAAAAUCUAGGCAACGAUUUUCUUCCUACGAAGCGAGCUGUCCGAUUUGCAGAUAUUCCAGACCCUGCGAAAGAGCCGACAAGGCUACCUCAGCAGAACAUGAGGCCUGCUCAGCCGGUCUUAUACGGUACAUCAGGUAGUAUUCCAAUCAGCUCUCUAACCGGGUAUCCUGAAACUGCAGUCGAUUACAAUUACGGUAAGCCCGUGGGCGACCCAGUUGAAGGAAUGACGGAACCCAGAAUGAACAGCAAAUUGCCGGUACUUGCGACUAACCACGCGCCCUUGCCUGCGGAGGGACUCCGUAUCGGAGGGCAAGGGCCUGUGUUGUCAGCAGUUCCUGCGCAUAUGAUUAAGGAGAUGUUACCCCCGAAAAGGGCAGUGAGUCCUGGUCGAUUCUCACCUAAUGGGCGUACGCCGGUUACUGAGAAGGAUUUAGUUGCUUCUGUUGUUUCUUCUAUCCCGUCCCCUCGCGUUACAGAUAGUGAAACUGCAGGUAUACCAUCUCCAGCUCGGGGGCGAGUAGGUCCACUGCCCGGACUGGAGCCAACGCCUGAGUUCGUGAAGUUGGGCAUAGGAGAAGAUUUUCAUGGCAUCCCAACGUCAGGUGCCGAAUCAUGGCUGACAGGUAGUGGCGGUGGUAGUGACCAGAACGCAGGAUCAUCCAGCUCCAACGGGUUGUCAUCCGAAAAGACGUCUUCAACAAACGGCACAGGGCUCCGGGAACCUAUUCGCGGCAUUAGUGGCAAUACGCUGGCAGAAGGUGCGACCCUUACUGAAAUUGAGAGCUACAAUCUGGCACAGUUGCGAACAUUGCAGACUUCGCCAUCUUCGGCAUUGGCAGACAGGGAUGACUCCGUAGUUGCAUCAAGCUCACCGAUGACCUCUGACGCCGGGCGGCAGAAAGAAGCGAUUGAAAAUGAGAGCGAGAUGGUUGGCUCACAGGCAAGUAAGUCUCAAGCAACGGGACCAGCGACAAGUCAGGGCGGUAGCAGUAGUGAUGCCAAAGAAGGUGUGCAAGUAUCCCGAGCGAGUCAACCACCGCUGACAAAAGCUACAGUGGCAUCGCAAUCGGGAGCGCGGUCUCUCUUCGGAAGGCUACCUGGUAUACACUCGGCCAAGCGACAGUUGCUGGGAAGAUCGUCAUCUCGACUGGAAACGAAAAGCACAACUCAAUUCCAAACGCACAAUGCACCCGAGCGAUGUUUUAAGGCGAUCAAAGAAUUACUGAUCGACCAUGGCUGCAGCUACGUGAAAGGCGGUGCGCUGAAAAAGAUGUCUGGAGACAUGUUUACGCUGCGAUGCGAGUACAAACGAGCAAAGGCGAAUGUGGUGGUUGUUGCAAAGAUCACGAUCUCGCGUUUUGAUGAAGUACUCACAAGCGUGUUGUUCGAGAGACAAGGGCGGACGAGCAAAGAGCAAUUUGACAAGUUUUAUUCAUCAGUGUACAAUUUGUAUAGAGAAGCGGCGUACAAAGAUGAAUGAAACUGGGUCGGGGCGGCUCGCCAAUAUCAAUAGCAAUGAUGCACAAGAGCGUGGAACAAGACGGUUUCCGGCACGUUUGCAAUAACUUUGCGUUGCGGACACAUUGUUGCACGAAACGGUUUUGUCCACGUCACGAGGUUGCAGAACCUAUUUGAAAGAUGUGAUGGGGGGUCGUGAGCGGAACGUAGGGAGAGGGGGGUUGGUUGUGUACAGGUGCUCGUGUCCCAGCAUGGCAUCUUUCAAACAAUUUCUAUGGGCAUGUCCCAGCGUCGAGGGUUGGAUUGUAGUGCAGGGUAUGUACAGUAUAACUAAUUGGGCUUGACAGCAAGGGGGCUUGACAGCAAGGGCCAAUGCGUAUGAAUGGCAUGAAAUAAAGUUCGUUGUGCGGCAAAACUUGGUGAGCCGAGGCAAAAGCGAGGCCUCGAUGAAUGAUAAAGCCACAUGACAAGGACUUCGCACUGCUGCGACGGCUUUGAUAAGCGGCGGGAAAUGAAUCCGCCGGCGGAGAGGAAGGCGGCCCUGCCAGUCGAAAGCGCCAGACGAUUUUUUCAACACAAACACAUCUGUACAACGCCUGGACAAGCGGGACCCUGACGUUCGUCCCCACAAAAAAUAACUAAAAUUCACCUACUAG